Aspergillus oryzae RIB40 is the source of this 834-nucleotide messenger RNA. RefSeq names its product putative DNA repair protein. Lineage: Eukaryota; Fungi; Ascomycota; Eurotiomycetes; Eurotiales; Aspergillaceae. The record is from RefSeq and is a predicted model, not a curated record. The transcript has a single exon. Bases 1 to 834 code for a protein of 277 amino acids.
AUGAAUUUUGCCACCAGCAACCCCGGCGACGAUACAAGUCCAGAUAGAAGAGCGCCAGAUCACCCCAAUCCCCAACGAGACCCAACAAAUUCACAAGAGCAUCCAGAGCCGCAACCAAGACUCCACAAAGCUCACUUUGCAAAGGCAAUAAUACCCUCAUCAUCACAUUCAUCCUCAGAUCGCAUUCCCAUGCCUUCAUCCUUAGAGACUAUCCAAGACAACAACCAAGCACUAAACUCGCCACUCCCUACCCCAGAAUCAGCCCGAGCAGCAGAAAAAGCCAGGCGGAAGGAGAUCCGCCAAGCAUGGCACUUCUUGAACAACGCACGAUCCGACGAAACUCCAUUCCACCUUGGCUCUCUCCCCUCUUCAUGGUCUACCGAAGAAGACAAGGACCACGAGUACCAGGGAAAGACCACCACAGAAGAAGAGACAUCGCAUCACAUCGUUGGGCAACUCAACGAUAACGUCGAUAUCACAGACAACAACAUAGAAGAACCAGAUCCAGAGCCAGAAAGCCACUUCAGUCAGUCACACUCCAUCUCGUCUUCCGCCUUUGCAUCCCAAGAACAGCCGUUGGAGCCAGCCAGUGAUAUGAGCUUCGAUGGUGCAUAUUAUGAGCAUAUCGAAGCCCGGGAACAACCAGAGGCUCAGGCAGCGGCCUCUUCAUCAACAGAUGCCCAGGUGGCCAAUACCCUAAAGAGAAAUAGCAGUUCGUCUCGAGUACGGAGAGCCGCGUAUCUAGCUGCUAAAGCGGAUAGUUACGAGGCCUGGGCGUCGAUGGGGCUUGUUUCGGCGGGGGAUAAUCACACAGAAGAGGAGAUUGAGCUGUGA